AUGACAGACAAAGCUACUAAAGAAGAGGGAACGACGACCGUGACCGACCUGCUGGAAAGACUGCUGGAACAUUGGGUAGAGGAAUCCUUACAGCCAAACUCGCGGAUCAACCUAAUCGAAUUCCUCCACGAAUCAGAUGAGGCGGACACUUUAGCCUUUGACGACUUGGAGACCGCGCCCGCCGAGAUGGAGGAUGACUACCCCGAGGUCCAGGACCCGUUAUUAGAAAUAAAUGUAGGGACCGAGCCAGAACCACGGCCUCUUUUUGUAAGCCAGCUUUUGAACCCUGAAUUAGCAGCCGAGAUUAUCAGUAUGCUCUAUGAAUAUAAGGAUUUUUUCGCUUGGGAUUAUCAUGAGAAGCCUGGAUUGCCAAGAAGUUUGGUCGAGCACGAACUAAAGAUUAGGGAGGGGUUUAGGCCUUUCCAACGGUCGCCGAGGCGAUUCUCGACCGAAGUACAACUUAAGGUCAAAGAGGAAAUUGAACGGCUCCUUAAAGCCGGCUUCAUCCGCAUGGCUAGAAAUCUAAACCUCGCGACCCCCAAGGACGAGUAUCCCAUGCCUAUGUCUGACCUCCUGGUGGACGGAGCCGCGAAGCACAAGCUCUUGUCUUUCAUGGACGGCCACGCUGGUUACAACCAAAUCUUCAUUGCCAAGGAAGAUGUCCACAAAACGGCGUUCAGAUGUCCAGGCGCAAUCGGGACUUAUGAAUGGGUAGUCAUGCCAUUUGGCCUGAAGAACGCCUGCGCAACGUACCAACGAGCUAUGAACCUUAUCUUCCACGACCUAAUUGGCCGAACCGUUGAAGUCUACAUCGACGACGUUGUUGUAAAAUCCCCAUCCAAAGCCGACCACGUGGUGCAUCUCCGACAGGCUUUCGAUCGAAUGCGGGCACACGGCCUAAAGAUGAACCCUAAGAAAUAUGCUUUCGGCGUCACCGCCGGGAACUUUCUCGGUUUCUCGGUUCACCAACGAGGGAUCAAGGUAGAUAAAAAUAAAGCCACUGCCAUUAUGGCAGCACCCCCGCCAAGGACCAAGAAGGAACUCCAGUCCUUCCUUGGUAAGACACGGAACGGUUCGUGUGGGGGGGCAGAACAUCAAGUGGCCCUCGACGACAUCAAGAAAUAUUUAUCUCAACCACCGGUCCUUAUGCCGCCGAAAAGAGGGAAACCCUUGAGGCUUUACAUUUUGGCUUCAGUGGGCUCUAUUGGUUGUCUGCUGGCUCAGAACAACGAGUCUGAGCGAGAACAAGCAGUGCACUAUCUGAGCCGCACCCUUAACAUGGCCGAGCUAAACUAUUCACCGAUCGAGAAAUUAUGCUUGGCACUUUAUUUCGCGGCCACCAAGUUGCGCUAUUAUCUACUUCUUUCGGUCGUUCAGAUCAUCUCCAAGACCGACCUCGUCAAAUACAUGCUCACUCGGCUGAUCAUACGCGGCCAAAUCGGGAAGUGGACGAUGGCGUUGUCCGAAUUCUCCUUCCAAUAUGUGGUUCAGAAGUAG
This is a messenger RNA of Prunus armeniaca (apricot), 1497 nucleotides long. Lineage: Eukaryota; Viridiplantae; Streptophyta; Magnoliopsida; Rosales; Rosaceae. The record is from the annotation of a GenBank genome assembly.